UAGGCCGCCCCGAGAAGGCUGGGAAACUUGACAUUGUCCUAGGGCUCCCCCCAGCAAAGCAUAAAAAGGGAGGGGGGAAAAUAAUAGACGGGGAAGGGGAGGGAGAGAAACUUGCUUACGGUGGGAAACUUGAUGGAUUUCUGCCCUGCCGACAGCAGCGCGGAGUGAGCAGCCCCUGGCCGGCUGGAUGGAUGAUGGGAAUCUCACCAUGAGGCAGAUAGCUGAUCAGCUUCCCUGGAUUUCGCUGACGCCACAGGAAAGCUUUGCCUGAAGAUGGAAACACUGGAGUCAGAACUGACCUGCCCUAUCUGUCUGGAGCUGUUUGAAGACCCGCUGCUGCUGCCUUGCGCUCACAGCCUCUGCUUCAACUGCGCGCACCGCAUCCUGGUCUCCCACUGCGCCACCAACGAGCCGGUGGAGUCAAUCACCGCCUUCCAGUGCCCAACCUGCCGCUAUGUCAUCACGCUCAGCCAGCGCGGUCUAGACGGGCUCAAGCGCAACGUCACUCUGCAGAACAUCAUCGACAGGUUUCAGAAAGCCUCGGUCAGUGGGCCCAAUUCCCCCAGCGAGACCCGCCGGGAGCGGGCGUUCGAUAACAACAGCAUGUCGUCCUGCGAGAAGGUCCUCUGCCAGUUCUGCGACCAGGACCCUGCCCAGGAGGCGGUGAAGACCUGCGUUACCUGCGAGGUGUCCUACUGCGAGGAGUGCCUGAAAGCCACUCACCCCAAUAAGAAGCCGUUCACCGGCCACCGUCUCAUCGAGCCUAUCCCGGACUCUCACAUCAGAGGAUUAAUGUGCUUGGAGCACGAGGAUGAGAAAGUUAACAUGUACUGUGUGACUGAUGACCAGUUAAUCUGUGCCUUGUGUAAGCUGGUCGGGCGACACCGUGACCAUCAGGUGGCAGCUUUAAGUGACCGCUAUGACAAGCUAAAGCAAAAUUUGGAGAGUAACCUCACCAACCUUAUUAAGAGGAACACUGAACUGGAAACUCUUCUGGCAAAACUCAUUCAGACCUGUCAACAUGUAGAAGUAAAUGCAUCCCGCCAAGAAACCAAGCUGAUGGAAGAAUGUGACCAACUCAUUGAAAUAAUUCAGCAAAGACGGCAAAUAAUUGGAACCAAAAUCAAAGAAGGAAAGGUGGUGAGGUUGAGAAAACUGGCUCAGCAGAUUGCGAACUGCAAACAGUGCAUUGAGCGCUCGACGUCCCUCAUCUCUCAGGCUGAGCAGUCACUGAAGGAGAAUGAUCACGCUCGCUUCCUGCAAACAGCUAAAAAUAUCACUGAAAGGGUUUCCAUGGCAACUGCAUCCUCCCAGGUUCUAAUUCCUGAAAUUAAUCUCAACGAUACUUUUGAUACUUUCGCACUUGAUUUUACCAGGGAGAAGAAAUUGUUGGAAUGCCUUGAUUACCUUACAGCUCCCAACCCACCCACCAUUCGAGAAGAGCUCUGUACAGCCUCUUAUGAUACCAUUACUGUGCACUGGACAUCAGAUGAUGAGUUCAGUGUGGUCUCGUACGAGCUGCAGUACACCAUCUUCACUGGACAAGCCAACGUUGUUAGUUUAUGCAACUCAGCCGACAGCUGGAUGAUUGUUCCUAAUAUCAAACAAAACCACUACACGGUGCACGGGUUACAGAGUGGCACCAAGUACAUCUUCAUUGUCAAGGCCAUUAAUCAGGCUGGCAGCCGGAGCAGUGAGCCUGGCAAGCUCAAGACAAACAGUCAGCCAUUUAAACUGGACCCCAAAUCUGCUCAUAGAAAAUUGAAAGUGUCUCAUGAUAACUUGACAGUAGAACGGGAUGAAACAUCGUCCAAAAAGAGUCACACGCCAGAGCGAUUCACGAGCCAAGGGAGCUAUGGAGUAGCUGGCAAUGUGUUCAUCGACAGCGGGCGGCAUUACUGGGAAGUGGUUAUAAGCGGGAGUACAUGGUAUGCUAUUGGUAUUUCCUACAAGUCAGCACCAAAGCAUGAGUGGAUUGGAAAGAAUUCUGCCUCCUGGGUGCUUUGCCGCUGCAAUAACACGUGGGUGGUGCGACACAACAGCAAAGAAAUCCCCAUCGAGCCCGCGCCUCACCUCCGGCGGGUUGGGAUUUUGCUGGACUAUGACAACGGUUCCCUUGCCUUUUAUGAUGCUUUGAACUCCCUACACCUUUACACUUUUGACAUUACAUUUGGCCAGCCAGUGUGCCCCACGUUCACAGUGUGGAAUAAAUGUCUGACCAUUAUAACUGGCUUGCCUAUCCCUGACCACCUAGACUCCUCUGAGCAGCUCGCGUGAUGGCUAAGAGCCAAAAGGUAGGAUGGCACAUCUUCCCAGGGAGGCCAGGCAGUGCCACCAGGAGCUUACCCGGAGCUGGCGGAUCCAUGUGGCGUCCCAGACAGUGCUGCCGAAUUUGGGCAAAACUGACAAGGAGAGAAAAUUUCUUCCUGUGCGUUUUGUACUGAAGGACAAAAAGUGGCUUUAAUAAUAUCUUAGAACUUUUUUUUUUUUUUUUUGGUUGGUUUUGUUUAUUUGGUUUUGUAUUUCAUCUGUUACAG
Molecule: messenger RNA, 2537 nt
Organism: Hirundo rustica (Barn swallow)
Lineage: Eukaryota; Metazoa; Chordata; Aves; Passeriformes; Hirundinidae
Gene: MID1
Product: midline 1
Exons: 10
Coding region: 274-2277 (667 amino acids)
Molecular function (GO): protein binding; zinc ion binding
Source: RefSeq, a predicted model, not a curated record